Molecule: messenger RNA, 3150 nt
Organism: Sclerotinia sclerotiorum 1980 UF-70
Lineage: Eukaryota; Fungi; Ascomycota; Leotiomycetes; Helotiales; Sclerotiniaceae
Exons: 2
Coding region: 1-3150 (1049 amino acids)
Source: RefSeq, a predicted model, not a curated record
AUGGACCGUUUUAGAGGUCGAGGCGCACAACAUGUCACAGAUGAUAUACCGCCGCCCAAGAUUAGAGAUGUCAAUAAAUUUCAAAAAUUCGAAUCUGGACGUGAAGAUCAGCAUAAACUUCCCGAAAGACCAUCUACAUCAGGUGGAACCAAAAAAUCAAAAGGGAAUGCUCUGAAGAGGGCCAAUACUGUCAAGAGGGAAACACGGGAUGAUCUAUUCUUCAAUCCACUAAGAGCGCAUGGAAUAGAUGGUUCUACUUUUUAUGACUUCCCUUUACCUUCUAGUCGUCGGCCUCCGCCUUCACCAAUCGUACCAGAAGGGAUAGAUGGUCCUGAUUUUUAUAACUUUCCUUUACCUUCUACUCGGCCGCCACCUUCACCAGUCGUACCAAAAGGGAUAGAUGGAUCUACUUUUGAUAACUUUCCUUUACCUUCUAAUCGACCGCCACCUUCACCGGUCGUACCAAAAGUGAUAGAACCUUUACCGCGACCCAAAAGUCCUGAUUCUAUCAAGGCAAGUGAAACCCUUCAUCCUAAUGUUAGUGAAGUGGAGAUUGGUAUGGCACUUGGAAGCCCUUCUCAUCCACCAGAGAAUACGCAACGGGAUCAACAGUCUUACGAAGUAGAAACACCAAGUACUCCCCAUCCAAUGGACGAGAUGUCUUGCAUUGCCGAUUCUAUUGAUGCUCCGAAGCAAAAGAAGGGACGGAAGUGGUUUGGAUUAUUUGGAAGUAAGAAGGAAAAGACAGCGACCCCAUUCUAUCAAGUUAAACCUGAGUCACAACAAGAAAUACCCAUGAGCCAUCCUUCUUCACCAGAGGCCGAGCGUGGUAGAUCUCGUGGUCGUUCAAGUUCAAGUACAACUAGAAAGAAACCUGAUAUUAAAAGAGCGCAAACGGCACCUAUGGCAAUCACGACACCUGAUUUACAUUUUCCAUUCCAACCUUCAUCUUUAUCAAGUAUCCAUGCUUCAACUUUGACAACUAUUGAAACUUCUGACUCAACAACUAUCCAAGAUUCAACGUCAACAACUAUCCAAGCUUCGACAUCAACAACUAUUCGAGCGGGAACUCCAGAUAUUCGUGUUCAAGAUUCUAUUCAAGUAGAAAUUCCACAAUCAUAUCCUAAAGCAUCGCUCGAAAGUCCAAAGCUUGCUCUGGCACUCCCUUCGGCAGAAAUGGAGAGAUAUAGUGUUAUGUUUGGGGAGAUCUUACAAAAUCCUUCGAUUAUCACUCCCUCAUUACUCCAAAGACGUCAAGCAACACUUAAUAGACUUAGGAAUGAAGAAGAAGCACUCGCUAAAAAGGAAGCAGAACUUGAGGCUCGUAAAAAGGCACUGUCGAAACGUAGGGGUACCUCACCAGAACCGAAUCAUAACAACUCAUCAUUCUCUCUCUUUCCAAGUACACCCUCACGACAAGGUGAUGAAAACUCACCAACACGAGAAAGGUCUCCGCUAAAUAGAUCUAACACCACUCCCGCUUACCUCUCACCUAAUAGACCCUCAUCCGCGAGGGGUUUAGGAAAUGAUAGACACGCAGAUCUUGUAUCCAACGACGAAACGCUUACCGAUUGUCACGGACAUGAACAUCAAGAUUCUUUUUCGAGUACAUCUACCAAGAAACCAAGUAAUCGAUCGAGGAGAUCAUCAUCGAGCUCUCCAAGGUCAAGACCGCAAAUUCAAAUGGCACGUACUUGGUCACCAGAUAAAUCCCAACCUUUUUCACCAUCCUCCGCGGAAGGCUCAGAGGCAGAUGCAGGUUUCACGAAUGGUCAAAGAAAAGAUGUUCUAUAUUGCGCAUCACCAUUAACGGCAACGAAAUCAAGAUUCGAUGAAAAGGGGUCAACAUGGCAGAUGAUAAAUUCCAAAAAACAAAAUCGUCAAGCACCGUCGUCGGUAUCUGGAUCAACAACAAGUGAAGCUAGCACUGUUUCAUCAUCACACUCUAAUUCAUCAUUUUCAAGUGUACCGGGUGGUUCAAUUACGAUUUCAAUGCCAAUGCCUGAGCAGGAAAACAUGAGAGAAAGAGGUCCAGUGAAAACAUCAGCAAACAAUCAGGCUCCUCGAAAUCCCAAAGAGAUGAAAAUCCCCAUCAAAUAUACACCUGGACCACGACCAAUAAUCUCAUCAUUCAACACUACAACUCGAUCCUCAGUUUCCGCACCUCGGCCUCCUCUCAAAUCUCCAAUGUUUGAAAAUCAAGGCCUUAGACCUAGACCCGCGAUUCAAAGAUCAGCUUCGACCGCAUCCCCUGUCACCAUCUCAAAUCGUCCUCCACUUCGAAUAUCUCCUAUGACAUCAACCAACAAUUCUUCAGCCAGCAUCUCCACACCGCGUAAAAUUCCUCUCCCAGUUUCCCCACGUCCGCAUCCCCAUCGCUUCAUCGCAACCCCAAUCUCAUCUCCGCAACCAGAACCUUCCUACAUUUCUCACCAAAAACAAGAAUCCACCUACUCUAUAACUCCAUCACUUCUCGAUGUUCAAAUAGAUGACCACCUCGACGUCCCAGGCGCCCACUCUCGCGAUCCCGAACAAAAACGUCUCGAAUCAGCAGCCGGUGUCUCAAUCGCACGUCAAAUUUCCGUCUCACGUCAACAACGUCAAUUACUCAUCCCCAUUAAAACUAGUGGUACAAUAUCCAGAAAAAACCCUGGUGAUAGGUCUCCGGGAUUGAAAAGUCCUUUUGAUAUACAGAGUGAACGAAGUCCUAUUUCUGCUGGAUUUGGAGCUAUGAGGACAAUGACGGGUGGGGAUGCUAGUGAAAAAAGGGAUUCACCGUUAGAAAGCUUCAUCGGGUCAAGUCUUCCUGGGGGGUUACUGUCGAAUCAAAAUGGGGGUGACGUACGCGGAAUUCGUAUUCCAAUUAGUCAUCCACAUAGAAGAACAGAAAUCCAACAAUCUUCUAUACCCUCAACACCGACUCUGAUGGUCCCAGACGCAGAAGAACGAUGGGGUACAGGAAAUUCGAACGGAUUGAUGAGUAGUAAAGACAAAGUGGAAGCAAUGAUGAAAGGGAGUAGAGGAAGUCCAGCGAUAGGGAAUAAUGAGUGGGAGGAUAAAAGCAUGAAAAUGAGUGUUAGCCCGAGGAUUGAAAUGGGGAGUGGAAAUCAAAGUAGGAGGAAUGAGAGAGUAGUUGUUGGGGAGGUUUGA